This is a messenger RNA of Populus trichocarpa (black cottonwood), 917 nucleotides long. Its product is annotated as V-type proton ATPase subunit c2. Gene Ontology annotation, molecular function: proton-transporting ATPase activity, rotational mechanism. Gene Ontology annotation, cellular component: proton-transporting V-type ATPase, V0 domain. NCBI's taxonomy places the organism in Eukaryota, Viridiplantae, Streptophyta, Magnoliopsida, Malpighiales, Salicaceae. Bases 129 to 626 code for a protein of 165 amino acids. The record is from RefSeq and is a predicted model, not a curated record. Gene Ontology annotation, biological process: proton transmembrane transport. The transcript is spliced from 3 exons.
ACAAUGUGGGCCACGCAACGAAGCUUCCUUCCAGAUCGCAUGCUGUCACCAUCAACGGUGGUUCCCUUACCUGUCUAAAAAAAUCAAUCUCCAAAUCUCACUUCCCUCUCCGUUUCAAUCAAUCAAAAAUGGUUUCUACAUUCAGCGGCGAUGAAACAGCACCGUUCUUCGGCUUCCUCGGCGCCGCUGCCGCUCUCGUCUUUUCAUGUAUGGGAGCAGCGUAUGGGACAGCGAAGAGCGGAGUAGGAGUAGCUUCGAUGGGAGUGAUGAGACCGGAACUAGUAAUGAAAUCAAUAGUUCCGGUUGUGAUGGCUGGUGUGCUUGGGAUUUACGGUUUGAUUAUUGCAGUUAUAAUUAGUACUGGAAUUAAUCCUAAAGCCAAAUCUUAUUAUUUGUUUGAUGGUUACGCUCAUUUAUCUUCUGGUCUUGCUUGUGGCCUUGCUGGUCUUUCUGCUGGUAUGGCUAUUGGUAUUGUUGGCGAUGCUGGUGUUAGAGCUAACGCACAACAGCCAAAACUAUUUGUUGGAAUGAUUCUGAUUCUCAUCUUCGCCGAGGCGUUGGCUCUAUAUGGACUUAUUGUCGGCAUCAUCCUCUCUUCUCGUGCUGGCCAAUCCAGAGCAGAGUAGAAAACUGGUUUUUGGCAUGGCUUUGCUGUAUUCAGGUUGGUGAUGCUAGUGAAGAGUGCGCUGGUGUUAAAUCAACAUUUUGUCAUGCAUGUGAUUUCUCCAAAUGUAUUUCCGGGUGCUAACAUACUGGUUUUGAAUCUGAGGGCAAGUUUCCCCUUGAAAUAAGCUGUCUUUAUGUUUCAUUACCCUUCUUCUUUUUUUUGUAUUCUUCGUCUGUUAGUUCAAUGUAAUAUUCAAAACCUAGCUUGCACAUGGUUAUCUAUUGCAAAGUUGUCCGUUUGUUUUUUAUCA